AUGGCACCUCACGCAAAUGACACACAUGGCUUUGCCACUGGCAUGACAGCAACUCAAAUACGCCAAGCACCAUCAACGGACUUUGUGGUCGACGCUGCAAACGUCAGCUAUGGGCAGGACGACAUUCUGAGCAAGUACAACUACCGAACGACCUCGGUCAAGCGUGUAGAUGGAAAGUAUGUCGCGCAGCCGAAGAACACCGUUUAUGACUUCAAGACCAAGCGGCACGUGGGCAAGGUCGGCGUCAUGUUGGUCGGCCUUGGAGGUAACAACGGCACGACUGUGACCGCUGGUAUCCUGGCCAACCGACGCAAACUGACAUGGGAGACUCGAGAGGGUCCUCGAGCUGCCAAUUACUACGGCUCCGUGGUCAUGAGCUCCACCGUCAAGCUCGGCACAGAAGCAGAGACUGGCGAAGACGUCAACAUUCCACUUCAGAGCAUGCUUCCUAUGGUACACCCCGACGACCUCGUCAUUGGAGGAUGGGACAUCAGCGGUAUGGACCUCGCCACAGCCAUGGACCGAGCGCAAGUACUUGAGCCGACGCUGAAGUCGCUCGUUAAGAAGGAGAUGGCCAACAUCAAGCCACUCCCAAGUAUCUACUACCCUGACUUCAUUGCCGCAAACCAAGGAGAUCGCGCUGAUAACGUGAUACCUGGCUCGAAAGCAUCCAUGGAGCAUGUCGAGCACUUGCGAAAGGACAUCCGGGAUUUCAAGGCCGACAACGAUUUGGAUAGAGUUAUCAUAUUAUGGACAGCCAACACAGAGCGAUACGCAGAUAUUGUACCUGGAGUGAAUGAUACCGCCAAGAACUUGAUGGACUCCAUCGCCGCUGGUAACGAAGAAAUUUCGCCUUCGACCGUCUUCGCCGUCGCAAGUAUCUUGGAGAACGCCCCCUUCAUCAACGGCUCUCCACAAAAUACCUUCGUCCCAGGUUGCAUCCAGCUGGCAGAACAACACAACGCUUUCAUCGGUGGCGACGACUUCAAGUCCGGUCAGACCAAGAUGAAGUCCGCCCUCGUCGACUUCCUUAUCAACGCCGGCAUCAAACUCACGUCCAUCGCAAGCUACAACCACCUCGGCAACAACGAUGGCAAGAACCUCUCCUCCCAGAAGCAGUUCCGCUCCAAGGAGAUCAGCAAGUCCAACGUCGUGGACGACAUGGUCGCUGCAAACAACGUCCUCUACAAGAAAGACGAGCACCCAGACCACACCGUCGUCAUCAAGUACAUGCCUGCCGUCGGCGACAACAAGCGUGCUCUCGAUGAGUACUACGCCGAGAUCUUCCUUGGUGGUCACCAGACCAUCAGCAUAUUCAACGUAUGCGAGGACUCUCUGCUAGCCUCGCCUCUUAUCAUUGACUUGGUCUUGAUUACCGAGCUCAUGACCAGGAUCCAAUGGCGUCACGAUGGCGAGGAGCAGUACAAGAACUUUAACAGUGUCCUGAGUGUAUUGAGUUACAUGCUCAAGGCGCCUUUGACGCCUUCUGGUACACCUGUUGUCAAUGCAUUGGCUAAGCAGAGGAGUGCUUUAAUCAACAUUAUGCGGGCUUGUGUUGGUCUUGAGCCGGAGAAUGACAUGACGCUCGAGCACAAGCUGUUCUAA
Fulvia fulva is the source of this 1605-nucleotide messenger RNA. RefSeq names its product Inositol-3-phosphate synthase. Gene Ontology annotation, cellular component: cytoplasm. The coding region runs from base 1 to 1605 and encodes 534 amino acids. The transcript has a single exon. Lineage: Eukaryota; Fungi; Ascomycota; Dothideomycetes; Mycosphaerellales; Mycosphaerellaceae. Gene Ontology annotation, biological process: inositol biosynthetic process; phospholipid biosynthetic process. The record is from RefSeq and is a predicted model, not a curated record. Gene Ontology annotation, molecular function: inositol-3-phosphate synthase activity.